GUGAUGGGCUUCCCUUCAUUGGGGGUGUUUUAAACAGAGGCCAAAUGGCCCGCCACCAGGGAUGCUUCAGCUGGGAUUCCCGCAUUGCUAGAUGACCCUUGGAAGUCCCUUCCGACUCUGCAGCUGUGAUUCUAGGCUGUGUGCCUAGUCUUGAACGGGUACCAGGCCUGGAGACCUCGGAGGAUGAGGCAGGCACCCCGCAGGUCAAGCGCUUUGAGGAGAAGGAGGAGGCAGGGCCCUCUGAAUUGAGUGCUGUGGAUCCCUCUGGGCUGACGUCUGGUGAAGAACCUAUGGAGGUGGAGCUGCUGGAGAAGGUGGAGCCGCCACCACCCAGUCCUCGAGAGGGUGCCAGAAGCUUGAGGUCGGCGCUGAAGGGCGAUCACACAGCAUGUGCCAACAGACCCAGGGUUCUGCAUAAGGGAGAUACUCACAAGGAAGCAAUCCCUGCCAGCACUUGUGGUCAGGGUGUGGUUCAGGGCGGCAGAGUAUAUAUGGUCUCCCUUGUGAGACUUCUCAUUCUUGGAAAUGCUACUGAGUCUAGGCGCCCAAACACUUUUGCCUGAAUUCCCCGGGUUCUAGAUCUUGGAAGGUUUGUCUCUGGCUUCAUCCCUGUUCGGACCCGGACAGAUUCUCUGUGCUUGACCACGCUGGAUUUGGACUGGGCUUCACUGGCAACCCUGCCCUUGUUGUCUCUGGACCCAACACCAGCUCCGUCUCUGUAGCCCCCAAUUCUGGCAGCAUGCUAAGCUUCCCAGAAAUAAUCCGGAAGAAGCGGGAUGGGGAGAAGCUGCAGCAGGAGGAGAUCCUCUACUUUGUCCAAGCUGUGUCCAGCAAGGCCUUGCAGGAAGGGCAAAUUGGAGCGAUGCUGAUGGCCGUCCGACUACAGGGCAUGGAGCCUGACGAGACUCUGGUGUUGACGCAGGCAAUGGCUACAUCAGGGAGGGUCCUUGAAUGGCCGGCGAAAUGGCAAGGGCUCCUGGUGGACAAGCACUCCACUGGGGGAGUGGGCGACAAAGUCAGCCUGCCUCUGGCACCAGCCUUGGCUGCCUGUGGCUGUAAGGUGCCCAUGAUCAGUGGCCGAGGUCUGGGCCACACCGGAGGCACGCUGGACAAGCUGGAGUCCAUACCUGGCUUCACGGUCUCCCAGAGCCCAGAACAGAUGAAGCAGAUCCUGGAAAAGGUUGGUUGCUGCAUUGUGGAGCAGAGUACGGAGCUGGUCCCAGCAGACAAGGCCCUCUAUGCCCUGAGAGACGUAACAGCCACAGUGGACAGCUUGCCCCUCAUCACAGGCUCAAUCCUGAGCAAGAAGGCUGCGGAGAACAUCUCUGCCCUGGUUCUGGAUGUGAAGUUUGGCAGCGCAGCCCUUUACCCCACUCUGGAGAGUGCCCAGCAGCUGGCUGAGAGCCUGGUGUCUGUUGGGACCCAGCUAGGGAUAAGCACAUCGGCGGUGCUCAGCAAGAUGGACGGACCUUUGGGGUGUCGUGUGGGUCACUCCUUGGAGGUCCUUGAAUCCUUGGAGUGCUUGGAAGGACAAGGACCUGGGGAUCUCUGUGAGCUGGUGACCACGCUAGGAGGAACCUUGUUGUGGCAGUGCGGGAGAGCCAGCUCUGCUUCCCAAGGCGCUGCCCACAUUGCCAAAGCCCUGGACAAUGGCUCUGCCCUGAGGACUUUCCAAGCCAUGCUGGAAGCGCAAGGGGUGGAGGCCAGCGUGGCCCAUGCCCUAUGUGCCGGGGAUCAGGAACAGCGCUUCCGGGUGCUGGGGCAAGCCUGGGCGCAGGAGGAACUGGGGGCUCUGUGUGACGGGACAGUCCAGCAGAUCCUCGGCCUCCCCAUUGCCCGGGUAAUACACGGUCUGGGAGGCGGCCGCAGCCAGAAGGGGCAAAUGAUCAAUCACAGAGUGGGAGCUGAGGUGCUGGUCUCUGUGGGGCAGAAAGUUAGGAAAGGGGAUCCGUGGAUCCGGGUCCAUUAUGAGAACCCAGAGCUGGGCGACGCUGGCCGGCAUGAGCUGCAGGAGGCGUUGAUCCUGGAAGACUCUGAGCCCUUCGUUCCUGGUUCAAAGGUGGCAAGGACUAUUCUCCCACAGGGCCAGUGGGCCAGGGCAGAUAAAGAUUAGCAGGACUCAAGAGGGCUGAACAAAGUCAGGACGAG
Molecule: messenger RNA, 2148 nt
Organism: Zootoca vivipara (common lizard)
Lineage: Eukaryota; Metazoa; Chordata; Lepidosauria; Squamata; Lacertidae
Gene: TYMP
Product: thymidine phosphorylase
Biological process (GO): pyrimidine nucleoside metabolic process; pyrimidine nucleobase metabolic process
Cellular component (GO): cytosol
Molecular function (GO): pyrimidine-nucleoside phosphorylase activity; 1,4-alpha-oligoglucan phosphorylase activity
Source: RefSeq, a predicted model, not a curated record